Chenopodium quinoa (quinoa) is the source of this 3569-nucleotide messenger RNA. RefSeq names its product RING-H2 finger protein ATL52-like. The record is from RefSeq and is a predicted model, not a curated record. Gene Ontology annotation, biological process: protein ubiquitination. The transcript has a single exon. The coding region runs from base 428 to 1642 and encodes 404 amino acids. Lineage: Eukaryota; Viridiplantae; Streptophyta; Magnoliopsida; Caryophyllales; Amaranthaceae. Gene Ontology annotation, molecular function: transferase activity.
CUACUACUAGUCCACUUACUAGUAUUUGGGACUCCAAAGAAUGAAAGAAGUAUGGAUAAUGCACUAUUACAUCAAUCCAAAAAAAAUGACCACCGGCCUUCAAUUUCAAAACCACUAAUCUCGCAUAACAAACUCCACGUAUUUUUUCAUCUCCCUUCUCUCUCCUCCCAUCUUUAUCUAUAAAAUUUCCACCCACCAUUUUUAUUUAUUUCCAUUUAAUAAUACGCGGAAUUUUGACUUCAAGUUUCCCCCUUUUGACUUUUUUACAGGAAAAAUUCAUAACUCCCCUUUCACCCAACUGAAACGCACUCACUUCCUUUGAAUUCUACACCAUGCAAAAUUCCAAUUCCAAUUUCAAUUCCAAACCCCUCAAAAUAUAAACAACAAAUUUAACAAAAUUCCGCCAUUUUCAUCUCUUUCAAGCUCCAUGAUCAUGGCAGAUUCUCCCGGUUAUGACGACAUUUAUUGCUUCUUACGACCCUGUGAAAACCUCACCAAACCCUGUUUUUCCGACCGCUACCCCGCCAACCCUUACGCCUUUCCUUUUCCUCCGCCGUCACCUCCGCCGCCAUUGCCACCGUCUUCUCAGAGUCAUAUAGCUCCUUUUUUGAUUGCUACUGUUUGUAUUCUCGGAGUUUCCUUCCUUCUUCUUACGACUUGCACUAUCAUUUUGAGGGUUCGUUUUACCGACCGGAGACGAGGGGUUUCUCCGGCGAGCUCCGAUGAUGCUUCGAUGAACGAUGGUGGGUCGAUUGUGGAUCACCCAAUUUGGCAUAUCGCAACAAUUGGGCUUCAACAAUCGGUAAUUGAUUCAAUAACUGCUUUUAAGUAUAAUAAAAUUGAUGGGUUUUUUGUUGAUGGUUGUGAUUCUUCAUGUUCUGUUUGUUUGACUGAGUUUGAGGAAGGUGAUGAUCUUAGGUUAUUGCCAAAGUGUAGUCAUGCUUUUCAUGUUUCUUGUAUUGAUACUUGGUUGAGGUCUCAUAAGAAUUGCCCCCUUUGCCGGGCUCCUGUUGUGAAUGAGGUUGAGGGGGGUGAUUCUGGUGUAAUGGGGUUGAAUUCGAGUGGUUCGGGUUCCGGUGAGGAGGGUGUGAGGGUGAAUUUGGAGGAGGAUGAUGGAGGGUUAGUGUUUAGGGGAGGCGGCGAGUGUAGUGAUCGAAAUUCGAGGGAAAGGGAGGAUGUAUUGAGGGGAUUGCCUGUUGGGGAGGGUGUAAGGAUAGCUGAGAUUUUGAAGAAGAAUCGUGAGCUAAGGAUUUAUAGUGAUUUAGGUGAGAAUCAUCGGUUUCGAGGGGUGGAGGAGGGUUUGGAGCCGGUUAGGAGGUCGUUUUCGUUCGAUGCUGUAGCUGCUUCUGCAGCCUGUGGUGCUGUUGUGGGCAAUGAAGGUAGUUCUAGUGAUAGGCGUUACAAUGAAGGGUGUUCUGGUGGUGGGAAUUCUGGGGUUGUUCUGCAGGAGAAGAAGGUUGAUUCAGGGAAAGGGGGUGGUAAUAAGAGGGGAUCGAGUAUGUCAGGUUUAUUGAUGAAGAGUUCGUCUAUUGGUCUAUCAUUUCAGAAGGAUCCUGUUUCUAUGAAGAGAUCGUUGUCUUCGAGUAGCAGGUUCUUUUCAUUUCGCAGGACGAAAAGCCAGGCCUCAGUUCUUCCAUUAUGAAUAAGGUGGAUUGAUCAUCUUGCUAAUGUCAUAAGACAUGCUCACCGCCUCAAAUAAUUAUACUGCUAUACAUUGGUGAAUUAUGGUCCCAACAUACCAAAGUCUCAGGAAUAUAAAGCUGGUCUAAUUGUCUGGUGCCGAAGGCUGUUUCAGACGUUGGAGCAUAUAUAGGUAAUGAGGAUAGGGCAUUCAGGCAUUGGUAUGAUAUGAUAAAUUAAUGUAAAUAUGAUAAAACUUUAUGUCAACGAUUGUGGUUUACUCAAAUUGAAGCCACUAUAUAUGAUUAGAGUGCCUCUGCAAUUUUUGCACUCAGUAAGUAAUGAUACAAUAUAAUGGCAUCAAGAACUACAAUUUAUGCUUUGUUUUUGCUGCAGAAGCUCAUCUUUUACUGGAAAAGUUUGAUUAUAUGCUAUUUUAAGUAUUAUUUGGUUGCUGUAGUGAAAUUUUACAGCUAGGUCUGCCUUGCAUUAUUGCAUUUUUGUAGUAAAAUUUUUAUUAGGUCUAUUUCAAUUUGAGGACAGUGGUUAGUGCUUGAAUGUGUUGCGUUUGCCAACAUUUAUUGCUGAUAGCCUGAUAGAUUUACCUUUCUUAGUUACUUACAUUGAAUGUUAUGUGCAUAUUUUGUCAGCUGAUGUGACUGUCGUUCAUCUUCAAUUUGAUUAUCCUUCUUUCUCCCAUUUAGAAUCAGCACUUGCAUUUCCUCCUUGAAUGUAUAGCUUGAUUAGGCUGGCUCUUCAAGAAAAUGGCGUAACUAGACUGUCUAAUAUGCACCUGUGUCAGACACACAGGUCUCAGCUGAACUAACUCUCCUAGAUGUCAUUUUGUGUUAUUUCUGCUGUAGAUUUUUCGAGUGACUUGUCUGAACAAAAUCAAAGCUCCUAGAGCCAAGGGUGUACAAUUGUAGCUGGAAUUCUGCUGUGUUUGAUCUAAUCUGUCAUCAUGAUAUGAGUUCAUCCUAGAAAAUAUUCUAUCAUGAUCUGUUUGUAGGAACGACUUGCAAAUGCUUUAAAGUAAUGAGAGUAUGAGACACUGUAAGUACUUGAAUUAUUUUCAGUGUUCUACUAAACAGAAGCAAAUAAGCUCAUUUCAAAUCUGAUGCUCUGACUCUGUCAGUGUAUCGAGAGGAAAACUAAAGACGCAUUAGGAGUCGUUUUCUUUUCACAAAAACUCGUCGGAUACCCUAAGUUUACGUAUGAUACUAUAGAAUUCUGUUUGCUGCUAGGUCUGCUAUUUCAUACUUGUAUGUUACUGUCUUUCUUUGAUCUUGUUAAAACAAUUCAGUUUCAGGGAUUUUUCUGCUGGUGUGAACACUCAUUUUGAUUAAGGUUCAACAGAUAAAGAUUCUAAUUGGUGUAUACUAGCUGAGUACGUCAGGCACAGACUGUCUGCCCUGUUUAUCUUCCUGAAGUGUGUGUAAAUGUGUGCUGCAGUUAGUUUGAUGUUAGAGAGGUAUGAACAUUAAGACCAAAUAGCAGGUUUGAACUUUAAAGCUGUCAGCAGCUUGACAUCAUUGUUGUUUUCUCCUUCAAACAGGGUACUGUUUUUCCCUUGAUUUUGUCCAUAUUUUACGGGGCGUGUGAUAUAGAGUAAGGGGAAAUUUAUGUUUUUUCACUUGUUUGAUGUAGAUAGGGAACAGGAUUAGGAAUUUAGGAUACAAGAACAUUUUAUCCCCGUCUCUCUAAACAAACAUACGGAGUGCCAUUUUUCACACUUCUACGACUAAUGAACGACCAUGUUGGCCUGUUGGGUCAUUUCUCAUUGUGGGGUGUGACAUCUUCAUAUGGGGUAGGGCUGUCUUAUCAAGUGAGCCGACCUACAAUUUUAAGGGUGACUGAGAGGAACGCGAGAAGGGACUGAGAGGAACAAUGUAGAUAGGUAGCAUGUAUUGCAUGAAGAAGAAAAAAAAAAAAAAAAAAAAAAAAAAAAG